CGUGCGACCACUGUUCUUCGCGCAGCGACCGUUGUGCGCGCGGCGUCUUUAGCUUCUCCACUCUCGUUCGGCACGCAUACUCCAACGGGGUCUUUCUAUACGUCCACUAACGGGAAUCCUUUAAUAUCAACUCGAUCGUCAUGGCAGAGGAAUAUCUUUACGGAAUCGCUCUCGAAGGACUCAAUUCUAGCGAGGUAUGGGAUCCGGAGCACAAGAACGACGACGCAGACGGUACAAACCAACAUUUCGGAGCCGAUCAGAAGCUUAUCAUAAAAAUGGCACUUUUAGGUCCAGAGGCUGUACCUGGAGAACUCAAUGUACUACAGGUGGAAGCAACGGGAUUGAAAGGACCCAUCAAAACACCAAUUGCUCUGCUGGAGAUGGGAAAAACAGCACAGAUUAUUCUGGAUCUCAGUUUUCCUGACCCUCCAGUUACAUUUACUUUGGUUAAAGGCAGUGGUCCCGUUCACAUAGUAGGACAUAAUCUCCUUGGUGCACACAUGGAGGAGUUUGAUGAUAUGGAUGAUGAAAUGGAAGAAGAAAACAUCGACGACGACGAUGAUGAUAAGGAGCCAGAAGAUGAGGAAGAGGAGGAAGAUGAACCCAAGGCGAAAAAGGCCAAAUUAACAACUGCAGCCAAAUACAAAAAUCAAGCUAAUAAGAACAAGAAAAAAUAAACACGAGCCUUAAUACUAUGGAAACACAACAAACUUUUAAGUUAGACUAAUAAGCGUAAGUCCAUCAUUAUCAUCCGCAUUUGUGCGAAUCUAGUAUCGUUUCACCAGAUUAUCAGACGACAAACGUUGCCUUCCACAUUUCUACAACACAACUGGACCAAUGGAAUGUUAUAAUAAGAUGUUACAUUACAUAGUUUUCGAAGAAUAACGUCACAUUUUACUGAUCCACGAACAUUUUUAUUAAGUACUCUGACCACUUAACAAAACCACGGAGCAAGAUUUUUCUUAUCGACGUCAAAUGUUUCUUCGAGAUCUAGCCAAACAUUUCACAAAAUGCCUUAGAGGAAUGACCCUUAAAACGUAUUAGACAAACUACGGGAUAUUAAGGAUGUGAAUUAAAAAUUAUUUUUUUGACAAAAUUUUAUGAAGUUGAAAGUUCAGAGGGCAUUCUUCUGAGAGCCGAUCAUACAUGAUAUUUGAUUUUAUCUUGUUGCAAGGGAGUUGAUAAAAAAAAAAUGUAAUUAAAAUUUCCGAGAAAUCCGUGAGAUAAUACAAGAGCACGGUUUUUAAUGAUGAACAGGAAAAGAAAAAUAUUUGGCCCAGUUGUUGUUAAUAAAAUUAGUGGAAAGCACGGACGGACCUACAGUGAGGUGUAUUCGUAUUGUUUCCUUUUUUGUCUUCUCCGAUGCCGUGUUCACACAUCGACACUUCCAGUGAUGCGAAGAUACACUAUUCUAAUGUAGUCAUGUAAACGCGAUUCAGAAAAAAAAAAACGAAUUACUAUGCUCUUUAAAGAAAAAAAAAAAAAAAAAUAACAAAUUGUGCAGAUAACGUUCCAGUGUAAUUUAUUAUUUUCGUGUGUACAAGAUGGGGAAAGGGUAAUAGUCACAGAAACCCUUAUACUAGAAUGUUAUUAAUGACUGUAAAGAGAAAAAAAAAAAGAGAUCUGAAUUAAAAGAAAAAAAAAAAAAGAAAGAAACAUGUUUACGCGUCAUCUCGACAUUCAUUCCAUUUGAUGAAAGAUAACAGAAGAGGGGGUUACACAGGUGUACUACACAAUGUGAUGCUCUUACAUCAGUGUUAUAUGCGGUAAAAGCAUAUGUCAAGCGUGUAUAAAACGCGCC
This is a messenger RNA of Habropoda laboriosa, 1801 nucleotides long. Its product is annotated as nucleoplasmin-like protein. The record is from RefSeq and is a predicted model, not a curated record. Bases 141 to 677 code for a protein of 178 amino acids. Gene Ontology annotation, cellular component: nucleoplasm; cytoplasm; nucleolus. Gene Ontology annotation, molecular function: RNA binding; histone binding; chromatin binding. NCBI's taxonomy places the organism in Eukaryota, Metazoa, Arthropoda, Insecta, Hymenoptera, Apidae. The transcript has 5 exons. Gene Ontology annotation, biological process: chromatin remodeling.